AGACACACUCAGCAGUGAAUACUGUGCUGUUGCCCCAUCUACUUUUUAAGAUCUAGCUCCGCUGUGCCACGCCAUCCACAUCCGCGGCGUCUGUCGCUCCUUUUUCUUACUUGCCCAAUCUUUGUCCAUCUUCUCCACUGUAAUUCUUCUCCAAUCCCUAACAAACAGAACCAACGUCAAUCACGGUGAUAGCCCUAUUUCCUAUUAAUGCCAAGGACCGGAAGAAUACCCACAACUCCUCGUCUAUUCUAACAUGUCUGAGGAUCCCAGGGCCAUCUCCUCGUCCGCCGCCGCCUCCGCCUCCACUGCUGGUGCUGCUGAUGAAUUCACGGAAAUACGCGAAAUCCACGCACUAAAUCCUCCGCAGGCACCACCAACCCGCGGCCGAACCAGAGACCCUUGGGAGGUCGCCAGCCAUCGCUCCACCUCUCUCUCUGUCGGCAGUGAGGUUGAGAACUUUACCUCUAUGAGCCGCGAGUUCAACGCCAUGGUUGUCGCAGGCUCGAAUCUCCAAAUCGAUACAACGGCCGCCGACGGUAGCAGCAACUUGGGUAGAAUUGGCGAGGACGUGCUGGAGGAGACAAAUCCCCUCGCCAUCGUCCCAGACACAAAUCCUCCUUUCCCUUCCCCUCGCCGCCCGUUUUCUUCAUCUUCGUCCGUGGCUGAUGAGGUCUCCGUGCACCGCGUGAAGAAGGAUGAGGUGAAUGCCAAGAUCUUGGCAUGGCAGGGGGCCGAGAUCGCCAAGGUCAACAACAGGUUCAAGAGGGUGGAUGUCACCAUCAACGGCUGGGAGAGCGAGCAGAUUGAGAGGGCGACUGCUUUGUUCAAGAAAAUUGAGAUUUUGGAUGGUGAUGAAGAGGAAGCUGGAGGAGAAGAGGGCGAGGGCGAUGGAGAAGAUGCAGAAUGAUGUUGCGAGGGCGCAUCGCAAAGCGGAGGAUAAGCGGGCUUCGGCGGAGGCGAAGAGGGGGAUGAAGGUGGCUAGAGUGCUGGAAGUUGCUAAUUUGUUGAGGGCGGUGGGUAGAGCGCCUUCAAAGAGAUCUUUCUUCUGAAUCUUUUUACCUAUCGCUUGCAGUAUCUUUUAAUUCAUCUAUAGUAACACAAGUUCAAAUUUAUGAUGCUAGCUUGUGUUUUAUAUUAUCUAUAUUGUUAGAAUGAGAAAGUAAAUGGGAUUUAUAGGGAGGAAUUUUAUGAAGAAUAGAUAAAUAGGGAUUGAUGGAGAGGAACAUGUAAUUAUGGUAGGCUGGUUGAUUAAUUCUAGUUGCUGUAAACUAAGAACCAAAGGUAUGUUUGAUUGUAUGCAGUUAUUAUUAUGUUGAGUUUUGACAGAUUUUCUUCUGAGAGUUUUA
Messenger RNA from Dendrobium catenatum, 1346 nucleotides. RefSeq names its product remorin 4.1. Bases 254 to 907 code for a protein of 217 amino acids. The record is from RefSeq and is a predicted model, not a curated record. The transcript has 2 exons. NCBI's taxonomy places the organism in Eukaryota, Viridiplantae, Streptophyta, Magnoliopsida, Asparagales, Orchidaceae.